AGGCUGACUCCUAUGUCAACACAGCUCUUGGGACGGACAGCAAAACCUCCGACGUUGGUUCCCAUCAUCAUUUAACCUAACAACGUGUGGUAUUUAACGGCAGAGGAAUUAUGCAAGUUGGAGGGGAACAAAAUUCUUGGGCUGACUGCUGCAAGUGAUUCUGCCAAAUGAGACUUCUCUUUUCUUUUGUUCAUUUUCCUCAUUCCUCCUGAAUGCACGAGGGGGAUCUAUCAAUAUGCGUUGUACGUGUUAUGUGUUUUGUUUUAGCUGUUCUCCCCGGGACAAUCCGCUCUGACUGUCUGCUCUGAUUCUAACCAAUCAGAAGUAACUACUUGUAAUGUGAUCCUAAAUACCGUGGCAUUUUGAGAGCGAAUAGCCAAUAUCGAUGGCCAAUCAGAGGCAUCUGAGGGUCAUGGAGUGAAGUCGUCGAGUGUUUUCAGCCAGAUAGGAUUUCUGCUGUUACGGCUUUUUUUGUCUUCAGUAAAUAAUCGCAGUCCUUCACAGCACCCAUCAGAUUUCUUUGCAACGUUCUCUGAACAGUGAAUGAUUGCUUUGCCGUCUUUCAUCUCUCUUGCCUUUUUUGUUUUGUGAAAACUGUAUCCAUUUUGGUAUUUGUCAUCAGACAGGCUACAGAUGCAGUUUAAAGGCCAGUGAGGCACAUGCACGUGUAAUUUGUCCAGAUGUUGUGGCUGAACAAGGAAUGAACUGACUGGUACAAACCUCUGCAAGGCAGUGCAUUUGUUUUGGAUCUAGGUGAGGAGAUGUAACGUGGUUUAUACAAGUGUAGGCAUCAAGCCUCUCCCUUUAUUGAUCUGUGGAAACUCUCGAGCAACACAUUCACAGCCUCACCGAGAAUGCACCUCCCGCUGCCUCAGAGUGGAGCCAAGAUUGUGAGUGGUGACUAACAUUACGUCUGCUCCAUUGUGUGCAUUGACUCACUGUGGCAUCAUCUCUGUGCAUGAAAGUACCGGUACAUGUACAUGUGUGAAAGUACCGUAAACCAAGGCACGAUUUCAAUACCGACAGUUGCCCAUCCACUGAAUGUAACCUACACAUUCACAGGGACAUGCAUGUACAUGUAUGUUAAAGGGAUUUUUUUUCAACCUUGUUUAUUGAAGAAAUGGCCUCUACUAAUAUGCAACAUUCAUCUUUUGAUCUGCUGGUUAUAAUGAACUGUAUUAGUAUUGCACUGAGGAACCACCUUCGAUCCUAGGCCACUAGAUCCAAUAUUGUUUAAAGGCCGUUUAAUCUUCAGUUUCUAUUCACCUGUUUGCUGAUUGCAUCUGUAAUCAGUGGAGUUUGUGAAAUCUAUGGUCUUUUAUCAGUGUGUUUAAGCAGUUGGGUUGCUGGCUAUGGUGACUGAUAUUAAUCCUGUAAGCAUUAUUGCCCAGUUUAAUCAAUCAGUAUUGUAAUGCAUCCGCUGGCAGUGGCUGGCCCGUUGCCGAGGUAGAGGAGACUGGAUGAUUUGUAUAAUGCGCCAUUAAUGUGGCUUGUAAGAUGACUCAUUUUACUCCAGGAAAAAAAAAUCAUAACAAGGUUCAAGUGACUGUAACCGGGUUAUGAAUGCUUGGAAACUGUGUUAACAGACGGCCCUUUGGCCAUGGGCACAUGUUUGAGCAGAUGGACAGAAGUGAGCGUACUGAUUUCAACGUUUUGGGACAGUUCAUCCUAAGAACUUGACACGCCUGUGCCCAAGUGACAAGGCAAUUAUGAGAAUGAUUGGGUGUACUUUGGGAGGGCGCAAGCACGUAUGCACACCUCCGCUGGACGGCUUUGCUUCUCUCCAACUGGCGUAAAUUGAAAACAACGCUUCGUGGGCAGACGUCAGUGGCUGAGCUCUGCAUUGUCAGAUUCACAGAAGUGGGACAGUUUAAAAAACGGGAUUAAUUUUCACGCAAAAGGCAUAGAGCCUUUCUGGACUUUUGGAAGCUCAGGUGUCAUCAGUAUCUUCUUUCGCUCUUACAUUGUCACCAACCUUGGCUUGCCACAUUCAGUACUCUUCAAGUCUAAAGAACUGGUCAAUUCACGUGCCAAGCUGCACGUACGAUCAUGUUCCACCGUUACAAGAAAAUGAAUGAUAGUGUUUAACUGCAAAUUAUCCCUACUCAAAGCGGAGGUGUCUCAAAUUUUUUGAGGAAGAUGUCAACAGGACAUGUCCUUUCUUGAUGUAUCCUUGCCAAUCGGGAAUUGCAACCAUUGGAGAAGUUUAUAUCAUUUCGUGGAGAUUUGAUGAAUGUUGGUAAUGUCAAGUAACAUUUCGCAAUUGAAUGCACAUUGACUGACUGAUGUGCUACAUUGGAAUGGUAGUCUGUUACAGUUUUCAGAAUUACUGGAUUGCAUCUAACGGGACCUCUGUCAAAGUUACCAUCAGUGACCUUGAAUGCGACAUGAGUGGCUGAGAUGAAAGCCUCUUGAGACAAACGCAAGAGCUAAAGAGAUAGUCAUUUGUGCUUAGCAUCAUGUGCCAUUCACAACGUUCAUGGUCUGUCGGUUCUCGGGAAGGCCUGAAGUCGCUACGUAACCGACAUCGUGAGGACUACGUAUUGGAGGAGGAGGAAUAUAGCUCCCCAGAGGUUGUGCUGCGGCAGAUUCAUCGGCAGGUGAUUCGGUCCCGGUCAGCGUCGGAUUAUGAUGAAGAGCGAGGACCAGGUGACUAUAGCAGCCCUAAGCCAGCCAGUGCCACUGCUGUGGGCUUUGCCAACUCCUUCCCUCGGAGCUUCCGACUAGGGCGCCCUCUGUCUAUCGAUGAGAGUCGUAUUGCGCGUCGAGGUAGCCUUGGCGGGGCUGGGCUGCUCACACAGCAGUUCUCUCCAGCAGCGGGACCCAAUACGGGGUACCAUACUAGCACCACGAAUGCGCUCACCCUGGGAGAGUCAUCCAAUCUGCAGAGAGUACGGCACCUGCUCGGUCAAUCAGCACCCUCGUUAUCUGCAAGUUUGAAGGAUCUGAGCCUGUCCCGGAGAGGAAGUUACUGCAGUCGAUCAAGGAGCAGAAAGGACCGAUCACCUCAGAAGAAACGUUCCGUCUCGCCAGCAUCACAAGUGAGCCCUCUGGACAGCCCACGUGUCCCCCCUCAUGGUGCUGCUGCCCAUUUCCCCUUUGCUUCAGUGCGACAAGCUGAUGGUAGACGAUGGUCUCUGGCUUCUCUGCCGUCCUCUGGCUAUGGAACCAACACACCCAGCUCAAAUGUUUCCUCUUCCUGCUCCAGUCAGGAGCGCCUCCACCAGCUUCCUUACCAGCCUACGGUGGAGGACUUGAACCUUCUCACCCAGCAUUUGAGUGGCAGCGAGGGCAAUGUUAUGUUAGAUGUGGAGGAGAGCGGUCGACGCUCACCCAACUUCAGACCUCGCUCCAGGAGCCUCAGCGGAGCGAGCAGUCCCUUGAUGAGUAACUCGGACAGUGAAUUGAUGAUCAUGAACAGUCUGUACAAGGAACGGUUCCCCAAGGCCAAGGAACAGAUGGAGAAAAGACUGAAGGAUUUCAUCAUCAAGCAUUCCUCAGACCAGAUGGAAGCCAGUGACGCCAUCUACAUGUUCCUGGUGCACCAUGCCAUUGAGCUGGCUCGGGACUGUCUAGAGAAGUCGCAGGGUGACCUCCUGUCUCACGUCUACCUCUCUGAGAUGGCCAACAAACUGCAGGUGUUGUCAGAGGAUGCUGAGCGAAGGUCCGAUGCUUCUGCCCAAGCAUUUGCUAAAGUGGAGCGAGAAUUGCUCAUGAUCAUUGCUAGACCUGGCAGACUCCUAGAAUGUUUGGAAUUUGACCCUGAGGAAUUCUACCACAUUUUGGAGGAGGCCGAAGGGCAUGCAAAGAACGUGGGCGGGCCAGUUUCCAUCGAUCUCCCAAAGUACAUCAUUGGUCAGCUAGGACUUACCAAAGACCCCUUGGCUGAUUUCUAUGAUGUGAUGGUGUAUGAUGACCAACAACCCUCACAACAUCAGCAGCAACAACAUCAACAACAUCAACAACAUCAACAACAUCAACAAUCGCAGCAGGAAGAAUCUGAAACUGAUGAAACUGGUGACAGGGAGAGAAGACAUAGCAGUUUCAAGGAGCCAGAGGAGAGCGACUUUGAGAACAUCAAGAUUAUCAGCAAUGGUGCUUACGGUGCUGUUUACUUGGUGCGAUACAAACCCACCUUGCAGCGGUUUGCCAUGAAGAAGCUUUGGAAACAUAACCUAGCUCUCCGCAAUCAAGUGGACCAGGUCUUUGCUGAACGAGACAUCCUGAGUUUUGCUGAGAAUCCCUUUGUGGUCGGCAUGUUUUGCAGCUUUGAAACCAAGAAACACCUGUGUAUGGUCAUGGAAUAUGUUGAGGGAGGUGACGUGGCUACUUUACUGAAGAAUAUUGGACCGUUACCCUUUGAAAUGGCCAGGCUUUACUUUGGGGAAGCAGUCUUGGCUGUUGAGUAUCUCCAUAGUUACGGAAUCGUGCAUCGUGACAUCAAGCCCGACAACCUGCUUAUUACGUCAACUGGUCACAUCAAGCUGACAGACUUUGGUCUUUCCAAGAUUGGACUCAUGAGCUUAACGACAAACUUGUAUGAGGGUAGUGUAGACCAUGACACCAAACUGUUCAUAGACCAGCAGGUGUGUGGUACUCCCCAGUACAUUGCACCUGAAGUCAUCCUGCGACAGGGCUACGGGAAACCGGUGGACUGGUGGUCCAUGGGAGUUGUGCUGUUUGAGUUUCUGGUUGGUUGUCCACCAUUCUUUGGAGACACUCCGGAAGAAUUGUUCACCCAAGCUAUCAAUGUGGACAUUGAUUGGCCAGAUGGUGAGGACACUCUUCCUGAUGAUGCCCAAGACCUCAUCAUGAAACUCCUUCAGCAGAACCCCUAUUUCCGCCUGGGCACAGGAGGCAGCCAUGAAGUCAAGGAACAUAUCUUCUUUGCCGGUUUGGAUUGGGGCUCCAUGCUGCGACAGAAGGCGGAGUUUAUACCCCAGCUGGAGGGGGAGGAAGACACCAGUUACUUUGACACUCGUUCUGACCGAUACAACCACGAGCUGGAUUCAGAGGAAGAUGAAGAAGAAGACACAUUGGAAAUUGGGAACUUCACAACAUUCUCUCCGCGCUACAACCGUUCCUGCAGCAGUGUGUCUCAGUCAUCAGAUGACUCGGAACGUCGUGAGCGAUCGCUGAGCGCUCCCAUGCCCAUACCUAGCUUUGGUGCAUCACCUCCGCUGCCCCAAGACAGAGAGGGUGCUAGUCACUCUUCUCUUCCUGUCAGGAGCAAGAGCGAGAAACUGGCAGGGGAGCAUCCGACAGUUGUCAGACGGCACAGCCACAGGUCUGGUGACCCUAUUAUCAUGGAUUCUCUGCAUGCUUCCAAUGAGCUGACACCAGACUAUUCACCUCGCACUCAUCGCCGUCUGACCAGGAAGCCCGGAUUGAAGGAUGUCCUGCCAAGGUUCUCCAUCUCCUUGGAGGAGGACAGUCCAUCAGGAGCAUCGUCAUCUUCCAAUGAACCACAGUCCUCAUCACCAGCAUUGUCCAAAGACGGGAACAGCAGCUCUGGUAGCCAGGGGAGUCUUACCGGUGUGGACCAGGCUGGACAGUCACGGCCGGUCAUCAAAUCAGCAUCUUCUGGGACAUUGUCUCUUAUCAUCCCUACAGGAGAAGAGCUUCAUGUUCCAUCCCCUCUCAAUUCUCCUGGUGAGUCCAGUACCAGCUCCCGGGAUGGCACUAGUUCACGGGAUGGUUCACCAUCCAGGGACUUCUCCCUGGCGACAGGACCUCUCAAGCCUCCAAUCGUAAUCAAGAAGUUCCCACGGCGACGGAGGUACGGAUUCCAGAUGCGGGCAAUUCGGGUCUACCUUGGUGAGAGCAACGUGUACACCAUCCAUCAUUUGGUCUCGAAUGUGGAGAAGCAAAGCCCAGCCUAUGAGGCUGGCCUGAGGCCAAUGGAUCUCAUUACUCAUAUCAACAAUACACCUGUUGAAGGUUUGAUUCAUCGUGACAUCAUUGAGCUCAUGCUCAGUGAUGAGAACCAAGUAGUCCUCCGUGUCGUUCCGUUGGAGAACACCACCAUCAAAACAGGCAGCCGACGUCACACAUUGGCCGGUAGCAAGAUGGCACGCCGUCGUAAGAAGUCCAAGCGUCGUGACACCAUCGAUAGGAAACGUCGCAGCUCCGUCUAUCGCCGGCCAAGUCUCAGGAAGGGAUCUGCUGAUCAGGUCUCGCCCCUGGCACUGUCGGGGGGUCGUGGAAGCAGCAUGGUGGCUUAUCGCUCACCACCAUCUAAUGAGGCUUCUCCUCGUUCACCUACCCUAAUGAAAUCUCCUCGCUCACCGCCGAUAUUCCAUGCUCCUUUGGAGGCCUCAGUCAGCUCUCCAGUCAAUCUCUCUCAAAGUAGUUCCUCAGGGUCCAGUGGCCCCAAUUCUCCGGCCUCUAUGUCUGCGUCUUAUUCCUCCUCACGGCCGAGCUCUCUCCAGGGCCUUGCGCACAAGCUCCCAAGGGUAUUCCACAAGAGUGGACCUCGACGGAAGUCGGUGGGUCACAUUCCCCUGUCGCCAUUGGCUAGGACACCAAGUUCAUCGCCAAUUCCAACAUCACCGGUCAGAACUCCAAGUCCACUCACUAUCGUGACUAACCUGGGUCAUUCCCCAGGGAGUUCCAACACGACACAGACGUACCCAGCUCAUGGCCUAGCCAGCCCCACCCUGACAGCACCAAUGAAAGCCAAACCCAAGAAGUUCAUCCGACCUAAGAAUCUAGACACUCCGCCCUCUCCACUUCUACGCCGUGCACUCUCUCCAGAGCAUGAGAGACCCACUUCAGACUUCUUUGCUGCUCAGCCAAGACAUCGAGCAGACUCGGGAACAGACUGUGUACCCAUCCCAGAUAUAAUUGAAGAUACUUCAGAGAAAUCCAAGGCACCGGACCAGGUAAAGGUUGAAAUUGACAAAACAGACAAAUUUAAGGUAGACACCAAGGCUUCUGAGAAAAUCAAACAGGAAAUCAAAGAAAAACCAGACAAAAGCUCCAUUGUAGAACCAGUCGUCAUCGAAACUACUAAAACAGAAAAAUCUAAAGGUGAUAAGUCCAAGUCAGAGAAAACAAAAUCCAAGUCAGAGGACGGUCCUGGUCCUGAGAAGACUAGAACAAAAGAGAGAGGAAAGUUAGAUAGGAGCAAAACGGAAGAAAAUUUGAUCUCAGAAAAGACACGACAAGACAAGGGUAAACAAGAGAAAACCAUACUAGAGAGGUGUAAAUGGGACAAGACAAAAUCUGACAAGAAAUCAAAGGAUUCUGGCCGAUCAUCUUCUAAGGGCAAAUAAGACUAAUUUGUUCAACCUUUGCCAUUUUCUGUUUUUCUGCCUCCUGUCUUGAACAUUAGGAGAAAAAUACUAAAAAGCGCAUGUAUAAUGAACUAAAUGUGGCAAUUUUCAAAGUAAUAUCUAUAGAUAUAUAUUUAAUGGCAUUCAACAUUCCUAGCCUCCAUUAUGUAUGUGUAAUGUUUUGUCUAAAACUUAUGUCAUGGUUACUGCCUGUAAAGACAUACCUAUAUAAAUUCUAAAACUGUAAAUAAGAUUGUUGGUGUUGAUGGCGCUAUGAUAGUUUUAAUAGUGGGGUCUGGUAGCUUUAAAAAAGUCAAGAAGUUAAAUGCUAACUUGGAUUUAUCAUUUGCAACAUUAUUUAAAGGAAUGUUUGGAUUUGCAUCAAGUGUUUGAAGGAUUGUUGAAGGCAAUAAACAUGUGCUCUUUUUUGGAAAAAGAUGGAAACUGCUAUUAAUAACUUUUCAAAAUAUGAGAAGUUGGAAGGAGUGGCAGCUGACUAGAUUUCCAUAAAACAAGACACCACAUUUUGAAGAAGGAUGGAGCUGGGCUGUGCUCUGUUUGACCACAAAAUAUAGACAGCAUGUGAAAGAUUUUUGUCAAAAAAGCUUUGGACGUCAAAACCAUACUUCCUAAGAGAUGUCACGUUGUCUUUACAUCAUGUGAAUAUUUAGAAAUUGGCAUGGAUUUCCUGGAAUGGGAAUUGAAGGCAAGAGGGAAUGUGAAUAAUCAGGGUACAUUUGUGUAAAUAUGUGUAAAUAUUUCAUCUAUGUAAGUACUCAAAGUAUUGAAAUGUUUAUAGUUUAUUGAUCAAAUCGACAUUAAUUAUUGAGUAUUUAUUAAUAGUGGAUAGAAAUCUUAUUUGAUCAGUUCAAUUAUCAAUUGGAUGAAAGUCAUUUCUCUAACUUUCACAUCCACAUAUAUUUAUCUAUGUUACCCUUGACAUAUUUAUCCCACAGGUGGUUAAUUCUCUGUAAGCGAGUCUGUCCAAAUGACUAUUGUGCUUUUGUAAUAUGUUUUGUCCUGGUAUCUUUUGGGACUUUGACAAGAUCUUUGACAAAAGUCCUGGAGAAGUUCAUGACAAAAUCUGGUGUUACAUUAGACUGGCUUCCAUACCCCAUUCCUUCAUUUUAAUACAAUUGGGAAUGGGUUGAAGGUUAUUAUUGUAAUUGUAAGACCAACAAAUUUUUGCCAGUUAUUGUUCAAACUGAAGAUUAAGUUUAAUUAAUUAUAAAGAGGAGACCUCAAGUUUUUUGUACAUUUAACCCUAGUGAAGUGAAGUCCUGUGAUGAUCUGUGUUUGAAAAUUUCAUCGAUGACAUGCUUACACCUUUGUGUAACCUGUGCUAAGAAAAUCUUUAACAACUGCUCUCUGUAUUUGGAUGUAAUUGACAUCAUGAAUAUGUAUGGCUUGCAUUGUCCAUUUACUUCAAGUGUUCACUGUUCAUUUUGGUUAUUCAUUCACUGUUGUUAUUGCGUUACAGAAGUAUUUCCAAAGCUCUCAAGUACGUAUGCGGUAUAUCAAAGUGAAUGUUACCUUUUCUGUAAAUCAGAAAGUAUUGAAGAUUUAAACUCUUUCAUGCUGGGCUGUGAUUUUUUUUACUUAAACAAUGAAGAUUGUUUAGGAUGUGAGCGCAAACCAGUUGGAUGAUAUCGGACAUCGCUUCUGCUAAGAGUUGGUAUUUUAAAAUCAACAACAAUAGUGAGUUGGUGGCAUUGCUUGCAUGUUGGUUUCUAGUACUGCCUUGCCAUAUUAAAGCAUUUACCAGUGUAUGAAGUAACCUCAGUAAUUAACCUCAGAGUAAUUCUUAAUUUUGAUGUUGUGUAAAAUGUCAGAUGUUGACUUGGUUACAAGUUGAAGUGCACAAAGUAAUCUUUGAACUGUGGUGGUACCCUGCCACGCGCGGUGCAUAUGCGUAGUUAGAAUAAUCUGUAUUUCUUGUGGCCUUACAUUGCUAUUUUGUUUAGCGUAAGUGUCCAUCGUUGAUUUUGUUUUUGGUGUGUGUGACAGCUUUUAAAAAAGCUUUUGUACAUACAAGAUAUAUCUUUUACUUUCCCUUUUUUUUAAAUCUUGAAUUGAUUUCAUUAAAAAAUUCUCCUCUUUGGGAAAACAAAGAUUUCUUUAACUAUUGAGGACAGUUUGGGGAAGGGUGUGGCUUGUUUCAAAACACUAGUUGUUUCAGUUAUUUUUGAAGAAGAUCCAACUUGCCUUAGGAAUAACAGCUAAUGGUGUACCGUGUACAAAUUGGGAUGGAAGGGUAUUCCUACUUGUAUAACACUGCCCCUUCUAGCAUUAUUGUUACCAGCUCUGCACAUCUCUUCAAUUCCAAUUUAGCUUGAACGCUCAAACAAUGAUUUUGUCAUUUUAUUGUAAAGAUUAUUACAGUUUGUUGAAUCAGGGGAAGAGAAUAAUAGCCGAAUGUUUGUUUAUGGAGUAAGAAACAA
Molecule: messenger RNA, 9718 nt
Organism: Acanthaster planci (crown-of-thorns starfish)
Lineage: Eukaryota; Metazoa; Echinodermata; Asteroidea; Valvatida; Acanthasteridae
Product: microtubule-associated serine/threonine-protein kinase 3-like
Biological process (GO): peptidyl-serine phosphorylation; intracellular signal transduction
Molecular function (GO): ATP binding; magnesium ion binding; protein binding
Source: RefSeq, a predicted model, not a curated record